Messenger RNA from Geodia barretti, 993 nucleotides. The record is from the annotation of a GenBank genome assembly. Lineage: Eukaryota; Metazoa; Porifera; Demospongiae; Tetractinellida; Geodiidae.
AUGGUGACUCUGCACAACAUGACGGAUGCCAACAAAUGGGUUUCGUUUGGAGGGUCUUACUCUGGAGCUCUGUCUGGUUGGCUGCGCAUGUUCUACCCUGAGACCGUAGCUGGCGCAGUCGCCACCAGUGGGCCCGUCCAGGCCGAACUCAACUUCUACCAAUACCUUGAGGUGGCCGGAGCGUCACUGGCAACUACCAAGAACGGACAACAGUGUGUCGAUGCACUGCAGAAUGCCACGCUAAUCCUGGGGACUAUGUUGGCGGACAAGGCCCUGUGGCCGAUGGUGGAGAAGAUGUUUAACGUGUCUUCUUCUAUUCAGAAUCAGGACGACGUGGCUCUAGUUGCGGACACUCUGGUUGGAAAUUUUGCAGAGUGUGUUCAGUACAACAGGGACAAUAUCUUCCCGUUCACCAUCGACGACCUGUGUGAUGUAAUGGUGAACGCUAGUCUCGGGUCUCCACUGGAGCGCUAUGCGGCUGUGAAUGACGACUUCAACUUUGAUUUGCCCAUCGAUGCAAAUUUCUCCGCGCAGGUGGAGGAAAUGCGAGGGACAUCUUGGAACUCUUCGGCGGUGGAUGAAGGCAUGAGGCAGUGGAUCUACCAGACCUGCACAGAGUUUGGUUACUACCAGACCACAGACUCUGCCAAACAGCCAUUCGGCGACUUGAUAACACUUGCCUCCCAGCUCAAAACUUGCUCAGAAGUGUACGGUCUCUCUCCCGACAGUGUAAACAGUGCAGUUAUUGCCACCAACAAACACUACGGAGGGAGAGUCAACAUACCCAGAAACGCGACAAACAUAGUUUUCCCAAACGGUUCCAUUGAUCCAUGGCAUGCACUGGGUGUUCUGGAGUCGACCGGUUCCCUGGUGGCAGUUUUCAUUAACGGGACUGCACACUGUGCCAACAUGUACCCUCCGUCCCCCAAAGACCUCCCUGGCCUCGUGAAGGCCAGAGCCAUUAUUACUGCCACCAUACAAGAAUGGCUCUAA